GUGGUGGCUGGCGGCCGCUGGAGGGGCCGUCCGUGGCUGGGUAACCCUGGACACCAGCGCCGUUAUUUUUAAAACGCUGCGUCUGCGUGAAACCAAAGCCCGGUUAUGUGGCCUUUAUGUGGCCUACGUGCGUGUGUUGCGUUCACUGACCGUGGGUCGUCAUGUUUACCGGGCUGCAAAGGGGGUGCGUGCGUGUGCGCGCCUGUGUGUGCGGCACUGCAGCAUGCAGACAGAAGUUGGCCCGGUGAGGGCCGCCGCGGCCCCGUCAGUGCGGGGACCACCGGCGGCUGGGGGACAUCUUGGUCCGGGCGGCGGCUAAAAAUCGGAGGAAACGUCCCGAUGAGGACCGAGACUCUACAGCUGCUCUUCUGGGAGCCAGACAUUCCUCAGCUUUCCGGGACGUCCUAUUGGUAGUCGUCUAGUCUCGCCCCACCAGCCAUUCCUCUCCUCCUGCUGCUGCUGCUGCGGCAGAACCAUCUUGGUGGGGUUCGUCUGAAAAAUGACCCCCAAACUGCCAGGCUAGCUGCAGCUUCACUGUGAUCUCCUCUGUCCUGCAGCUCCAACCUGCCAACUGUUUAGAAACAGCCAGAGAAUAAAAACAGACUGAGAUUCGGUCAGAAACCAAACCGCUUCGAUCAUGUAGGUGGGCUGCAACCAGCACCAGGUAGCUAACGGUGAGUUAGCAACUUGAGGUAGACUAGUAGCGUGGCUCUGGCGUAACAGAAGGUGAUCAGCAGGGGUGCGAUGGAGUACCACUCCGGUGGCAGCCUGCCCCUGCUGGGGAGACCGCGGUACUGCCCCGGAGCCAACGCUAAUGGAGGAUAUCUGUGUGAGACGGGACACUGCUGCGGAGAGACCGGCUGCUGCACCUACUACUACGAGCUCUGGUGGUUCUGGCUGCUUUGGACCGUCCUCAUCCUGUUCAGCUGCUGCUGCGCGUACCGGCACCGGCGGGCCAAGCUGCGGGUCCAGCAGCAGCAGAGGCAGAGAGAGAUCAGCCUGCUGGCCUACCAUGGAGCCAACUCCUUCCCCUCCUCCAUGCUGGACCUCAGUUUCCUGGCGUCGCUGAAGCUCCCGUCCUAUGAGGAGGUUGCAGCCCAGCCCUCCACUCCUCCUCCGCCGUACAGCUCUGUUUUUACGACUCCUCGAUACCCGCAGCCGCCGCGCGCCGCCGACCCGCACCUGCUCACGCAGCACGGCCCGCUGCUGCACCGGCCGCUGAGCGACGGCCCGUCCUCCUUCAGCUCCGACAACAGCUCCAGCUGUUCCUGCGACUCCUGCUGCCCCUCUUCUCCAUGUAGCUCUUCGCUCUCAGCGCCCAUCACCUACGAGACCGACACAAGCCACGCCUCCACGCCAAGCGAGGCCACGCCCCUCACCCUUGAUGUCACCAUGGAGACCAUAGCGGCUGCAGCCAGCUGCCUGGCGGCCAGCGAGGGCCGCUUCGCCUCUGAGAGGCCAGCGGUGGCCGUCGACAUCGAGGGCGGCGAAGACGCCACAGACUCCUCCCUCCCUCGCCAGACUGUUAGCGUGGCGCCGCCGUCUCAGCCCUCACCUGGCUCGGAGGUCGUCCUCACCGCUGCAGCUUUGUCUCCUGGAAAGCUCGGCACGCCUCCUCCGUGUUCUCCGGUGUUCAGCAGCUCCAGUCCUCUCCCCAGUCCGAGGCUCGAUGCCGUCCAGCUGCCCUCCACUGAGGUCACGAGAACAGGAAGUCUGUCAGGGCCUCCCACGCCAACAGCUGACCCGUCUGACUGCUGCGGGCCGGUCGAAGCUCUGGAGACUCUGGAUUCUCAGACGACAACUUUUGAUCCGCCCGGUGCCGCUUCGACCCCAUCAGCUCCAGACGUUCACAGAACUAUGGCCUUGAAAACGGACUCUGCCAGCCUCCUGACUCCUGAUCAGGAUGUUAGCGUUGUGCCAGCCGAUGCACCUGAAACCCCGACCCAAACUAUAGCGUCUCCAAACCCGACCAGGGACCAAGAACCACUGCUGUCUGAUUGUACUUCAGCCAUUAUUGCCGCCCCUCUGACUCCAAAACCAACACAUUUGAAUCUCAGCCCCGGUUCGAUUGCGCAAACCGUUUCCUCUCCAUCGACUCAGAAGUUAGAACCAUCUCCCGGGUCGGGUUUGGCUCAGAUUCCCUCGAGUCCUGGGUCAGGGCCUUCCCAACACUCUAAUCUAGUUUUGACUGUGAACGGUUCUGGACUGAGUCCAGAACUGCGUGGUUCAUGUGAGUCAAACCUUCUCGCACCAUUGCCUUCAGAUGUUCAGGCAAGUCUUAGCUCUGGGUCAGGAUCACCAACCCUGGUUCCGGUUCCUGCAGACAGCUCUUCUUGUCCAGCAAUCACGAUUGAGUCUGAAACUUGUUUCAUGUCCUCUCCGUCGCCCCUUGCGGUUCUUUCUCCAUCCUCACCCCGAUCUCCUCUUGUGGCACCAGCAUUACUCUUGGACCCCCUCACCGCUCUCCACCCGUCCGACAGAGCCGGUUCCUCCUCCGGCCAUGCGUCCUCCCUCUCCCCGUCACCCCGCGCUACUCAGUCUCCACCGAAACAGACCGUCUUCUCGCCGUGCGUAGACGUCUUCGAACCCGGACCGGCGUGCUGGGAGGACGGAGACGAGGAGCAGGCCGCUGGGGACAGAGAGGAGGACGAAGACGACGACAUGGGAGCGGACGAGAGCCAGUACCGGCACCGCCGUCUCACCGGUGACUCCGGCAUUGAGGUGUGCAGAUGUCGAGUCGAGGAGGAGGACGAGGAUGCAGAAGAGGAAGAGGAGAAAGACGGAGACACGGACAUGCACGACAGCGUGGAUUGUCCUGCAAGAAGUCGGUUGAGCACAGGGGACGAACUUACGCUGUGCAACCCCUCCACCUCCGUCACCACGUCGACCCCUGAAGAGAAAGUCAUUAUCGUCAUGGAGAAAGUGUAACCGAUGAAAGUCGAUGGUUCGGUUCCUCCCUCUGACCUGGAGUACGCCAGGCAGCCAUCAAACUGAGAAGAUGCUUCUGGAGCGUUGUGGUUGACGAUGAAGGCACCGGUGUUACGAGAAAGAUUUGGUUUGGAAGUCAUUUUAUGGGCUUUGGUGCCACGUUCACCAGAUUUAGAGGCGUCUGUUUCAUUUCAGGAUGAUGAAGCUGAAACUUCAUCGUCCUUCCUAAGAGAUCUCCAUGCCCUGCACACUCUUUAACACGUAUUAAAUCACACUGUAACCCAGUCUUUGUUGACUCGCAUCAACAAAUUUUAAUAAAUCCUCUUAACAGUCAAAAAUGGUUAGCAUCGAUCCAAACUACACAAAUUUGCACACAAGGGAGGAAAUAAUGUGACGCAAAUACGGCAUAAAAGCUGCACACGUGUCAGGCUGAAAUCGUGGCCUUCCAGGCAAUGACGCUUUCUGUCUUUUGCCCAUAAAUGAGCAUCUUUCAACAGUCGAGCGUUCAGAAGGCGGCGAUACCUUCCAUCGCCGCCGUCUUGGAUGAUGACGGAGGUUUGGAAAUGUGCUGGGAACAAGUUGGCUUGCUCUGAAAAAGGGACCGGUGUAGGUGGAUGAUUCACAGCGCCUGAUUGACGGAGGGGAGCCUGAUUCAUUGGGUUUGAUGGCGGGUCUGUCAGCAGAGCAGUCAGGUUUGCAGUUUGCGAGUGGAAAACUUGAAGGUGGACGGCUCGGCUUGUGUUGCGUCGACAUCUCAGCAGAGAAAAGCUCCUACAUGAAUGUAAACAAACAAUGGCUGCUUUUAGAGCGAAACAAAGCCCCAAAGAGAGCAGAGGCGGAUCGUGUCAUCGUCCCGUCUUUGUCUCUUUCUCGGAGUGUGAGGUCAGAUCAAACAAUGCGCCGUAGUCGCCUCGAUCUCUGUCACUUUCUGGAUCUCUUCAUUCAGAAUCGCCCCUCCUACAUCCUUAAAUUUAGCAGAUUUGAACAAUAACAAAACAAAUUGCAGAGCAAGUGGAUAUUUCAAGGCCUUCUAAAAGAAUCAGUCACGGCAAACGUGUUUAAAGCGUUUGGUUUACUUUAGGUUGGUGUUUCGUACAUUGUGAACUUGAUAGACAAGCCAGUGUACAUAUUUUGUGACACAUAGAGACGGAGUAUAUUUUAUCAAUGAAGCAGUUAGUAGUUGUUUUGUACAUGCUGCAGUGUUUCAGCUCACCGUAGGAAGAGAGAUGAAGAGCAAUAUUUUUAUUCUGUAAGAGUAAAUAAACCCAGAGAAAAGUGAAAAACCAGCAUCAGAAACGUUGGGAUGGAAAAGUUUGCUGUUGAGCCUCAGACUGAUGUUUAGCUGAUGAAACAUUUUUGACCACUGACGAAAGGGACGUUUCAUCGAGUUGAAGGCGGUUGGUCUCCGUCUCCUACAGUCAGACGAUGAGACGCAUCUGAAGCAGGUUCCCAGUCCCCAACACAGUGUUAAGAAAUGUUGAUACAAUCCAAUCUAUUAGGAAGUGAUGCAUCCAUUUAUCAUCCGUAAAGGGCAUGAGAGCCGAGUGUCUGUCUCUACCGGUCAGUGUGGGGGUCAGGGCUUCUCCAGUCCGCCACAGGGUCAACAGAUCCCCUGACUUUACUGGUAACUCCCAACGUUUUUCAGCAAAGUUGGCACUUCUUAUCUUGGUGCAAAAAAGUUUACAAAUGAGGCUGAUAAAAAGUUUUUAGAUGCGUUUUUGUUCAACUGAGGAAAGGAAAAAUGCUCCAUCCUACUGUGGGGCGUUGGUAUCCGUCUCUUGAGGUUAACAGACAAGAGACACUUGAAGCAGGUUCCCAGUCCAACACCUGGUCAAGACUUGUGUUGAUAUAAUCCAGUCUGUUAGCAAGCGACGCAUCCACCCAUCUUUACAAGGUCAUGAGGGACUGGUGUCCGUCUCGACCGGCCACAGAGGGCCCAGUGGGAACACCUCAAUGUGCCACAGGGCCCACAACUACCCUGACUUCACUGGUUCUGCGUCCAUCAUCAUGGUUGUUGCCAUUCACCAGCCUGUAAGUUCAUUCCUGUUUCUGAAAUGUCCAUCGAUGUAGGAGCAAAUUUAAAGUCUUUAGUUGUGAGAGAAAGAUCAGUGAUGUCAGCAGUUUGAUGAAACAUUAGACGUUUCCUCCAGCAGUAAAGCUAAAAGGUCCUGUGUUUGAGGGAAAGUGAAGGUUCUCAUCACCUCAUGGAUUCAUCCACCCAACUGUAGUGAACGGAGAGACUCAGUCCGGUUGAUUGACCUUUAGACCCUGUGUCAUGCUGCAUUGAUCCAUGGAUAACUCAACAGAGCCACCGAUACAUGAUGAGCGAUAAGCUAGUGGGACUCCAUUAAAGGCACAAAGUCCUGCCACAGAAACGGUUCGCGAUCCCACAGAUCCAGAUAUCUGGUCCUGGAGGAAGACGCUUCUGGUUGAAAGUCGGCGCGGCGGCGUGAGAGCGGCAAGUUCUUCGAGGCUUCUAGAGCGACGCCCAGCUGUUGAUGUUGUAGUUGAUGUUGUGGUUGACGGUGUUUUUUGUUUACCUGAACUUCUAAUGUUAUAUAUUUCAUUGGUUUCCGAGUGCCAUUUAUACUUGACUACUGUUACUACUACUUAUUUAUUUCGAGCUGUUCUUGCUCUGUGUGACUGUGGGCUUUAUAGCUGAGUGACUUGGGACUCGUUUGAACUUUGUCUGUAAUUUAGGUUCUCAAAGGCUGAGCAGACCUGAGAUCAGCUGAUUGGGGUUGGAUUAGAAACGCUUCAGAGCGUCGAUCUUUAACAGAAACGGAUGGAAACAACCAGAACCAUUGGCAUCAGUUACGACUCGUAAUUGGAGAAAGUCAGUCUUUGUCUUUUCUGUCUUGGUUUUGAGCGUUUUUAGGGGAAAGUGACUGAUUGAAGCUGAUUCCAGGACUUCCUGCUUUGGAAACCUUGUCUUUAUGUCUGUUAGUCUAAAUUACUUAUUUCUACUGAAUUAUGUCACUGAAAUAUGUUACUAUUUCCACGUUGACUGGAUUUUCACUGAAAAUGUAGAUAUUUUUUUUCUUGAAUUCAAGGCUAAAUAUAGUAACACCUGACUGGUGCUGUGCAAUGCCUGUUUCCUGUUAUUCUGCCACAGCAGAAAUCUAAUUUUUGUUCCGUAAAUGGAAAACAUCAGCCCCCAAACUGGAUGAGAAACUGAAGAAAUAAACACUUAUAAUACA
This is a messenger RNA of Poeciliopsis prolifica (blackstripe livebearer), 6128 nucleotides long. Its product is annotated as mucin-2-like. NCBI's taxonomy places the organism in Eukaryota, Metazoa, Chordata, Actinopteri, Cyprinodontiformes, Poeciliidae. The record is from RefSeq and is a predicted model, not a curated record. The transcript is spliced from 5 exons. The coding region runs from base 745 to 2928 and encodes 727 amino acids.